AUGGAUAUGUAAGAUUAGCAAUUGAAUGUAUAAGUGGCUGUGAGAAUAAGACCAUUAAAUUAAAAAGAGAUUAUUGCUAAAGAGGAUAGCUGCUUGAGAUCUGAUAGAAAGACUGUAAUUUAUAUUUACAAUUUUAGAUCAUUAUACCAUAAAAUGGCAAAAGCUUUUCAUUUGAUCAUGUAUUUGAUUAGGAUUCUAGUCAAGAUCAAAUAUUCUAAUGGUAACAUUAAUCAUAAAAUAUAUUAAGUUGUGUUACUAAUCUGAUUUUGAGAUGUUUUGAGGGAUACAAUAGUACUAUAUUGGCAUAUGGUCAAACAGGUUCAGGUAAGACUUAUACAAUGGGAACAUCUGCUAUAGAUUAAUUUACAGGUUAGAAUGUGAAUUCAUUAUAAAAUCAAAGUGAUUGUGGAAUGAUUCCAAGAGUUAUAUAUUUUUUAUUUGAAGAAAUAGAGAAAAGAAAGUAGGAAUAAGAUAUUAAUAUUACAUGUUCUUAUGUAGAAUUGUAUAAUGAAUAAAUCAUUGAUUUACUUAAUGAAUAAAUAAUUCAAACUAAUGUACAACCUACAAUUAGAGAAGAAAAAGAUCAUACAAUUUCGAUUUAAAAUUUGACUACCAUACCAGUUACUAAUCCAUAAUAUAUGAUUCAAAUCUUAAAUCGAGGGGGUGCACAUAGAACUACUUCUGCAACAUUAAUGAAUUUGAAUAGUUCAAGAUCUCAUGCUAUCUUCACAAUUUAUUUUGAAAUAAACAGAGAAUCUGAGGAAGGAUCAUUAAAAGCUAAAUUUCAUUUUGUUGAUUUAGCUGGUAGUGAAAGAUUAAAAAAGACAUAAGCUAUAGGUAAACAAAUGGAAGAAGGAAUAAAUAUAAAUUAAAGCUUAUUAGUAUUAGGUAAUGUAAUUAAAACUUUGAGUGAUCAAAAGAAAUCUGCUCAUGUGCCAUACAGAGAAAGUAAAUUAACUAGGUAUUUAUAUAUUGUAUUGUGAGAAUCCUUUAAGAUUCUUUAGGGGGGAAUUCAAAUACUUGUAUGAUAGCCUGCAUAUCUCCAGCUUCAAGUAAUUAUGAAGAAACUAUUAAUACUUUGAAAUAUGCAAGUAGAGCUAGGGAAAUAAAGAAUAAGCCAACAUAAAAUAGAGUAAUUAUCAAUUUAAUUAUAGGAUCCUCAUGUAGCUUAGGUUAUGGCUUUAAAAUAAACCAUCAAUUAUUUGAAUGAUCAAAUUAAGCAAUAUUAGUAAUUACUGAUAGACAACAAUAUAAAUACCGACAGUAUAAAAAUCAACUAAAAUCUAAUUACUGAUUUGAUUUAUUAAAACUAAUAAUAAACUUGUACAAAUCAUACUGAAUAAAUUAAUAAACUUAAAUCUUAGAAUUAAUAGUUUGAUCAGUAGUUGUAGAAAAUUCAAAAAGAAUUUUUAUUGCUUUAGAAAGAUUAUAGUGAGAGUGAAAUUGAAUGUUUUAAAGCCAAGAAAUAAAGAGAUUAGGUAUUAAAAUGGUUUUAAGAUGCUCGAAAGUAAAUACAAGAGAUAUUUUAGAUUACUAAUUUAAAACAAUAUAACAUCAAAUUUUAUUGAAGAUUUAUCUUUAGAUAGUUGUUAUAAUGAGAUAUUUAAUUUUAAAAAAAUAGUGUAAGAAUAAGAGUAGAAAAUAUAGGAGUUAUAAUAGAGGAAUGACAUUUUAAUAAAGGUAGUUUAAUUUGAUUAUUAUCUUAGUAUAGGAAUCUCAUAGGGAUUAAAAAUUAUUACUUAUAUAAUAUCAUAAAUAAAAUAAAUUAUUAAAUUUAGAAGAAUCAAAUGAUGAUUUUGAGAUGAAUGAGACAGAGUUUUUAGAGAAUGAUUAAAAAAUUGAGGAACAAGAAAAUAAUCUAAUAGAAAUAGAUAAACAAUAGACUUAAAUAAAGUUAUAAUUAUAAAAUGAAAUAAAAUAAGAUUAUCAUAAAUAAAUAGUUAAUUUGGAAUUAGAAAAAUUCAAUUUAUAAAGAUAAAUAAUAACAAAAUAAGAUUCAACUUAAAUUAAUAUUUUAAAACUAAAAAUUUAAGAGUAUGAAACUAAAAUUUUAGAGAUGAAAUAAAAAGAUACAAUGUCUAAAUAAUUAAAUAAAAAAUUAGAGGAAUAAGAAUCAUAAGUAAAUAAUUUGAAAAAUAAUAUUGAGUCUAUGAAAAGGUAAAAGGUAGAAUUAUUAAAAAAAAUGAAAUAAGAAAAUCAAAAAUAUAUGAAGGAAAAAGAUGAAAAGUAGAAAGAAUUAAUUAAAACUAAAAAACUUAAAAUAUAAUAAGAUACAAUUCUUUGUAAAUUAAAAAAUGAAAAUACAAAAAAAGAUAUUUAAUUGAAAAGAAAAGAUGAUGAAUUAUUAAAAUAAAAGAAUGAGAAACUUGUUAUUAAAUAACAUAACAAGUAUAAUCCAAAUUAGUCAAUUUAAUAUGAUUCUUUUUAAAAAUAAAUUGAUGAUUUAUUUAAUGAACUAAUUAUGGGAUAGUAGGCAGAAGAUUAAAUUACAUUAGAGUAUAAAUAAAUGGAAGAAAUUUAAGAAGAAUUACAAAUUAUUCAAAAAAAGAUAUGUAGCAUUUAAAUCAAAAUUGAUUAAUUAGAAUUUGACAUUGAAUAAAGUAAAAAUUAAUUGAACAAUGAAAUAUUAAAAUAAUUGGAAAUUGAAUUAAGUGAUUAUUAAGAAAAAAGAGAGAAUAUCAAAGAAACUAUAGAAUUUUAAGUUUAAAAAAUCAAUGAAUAUAGAACAGUAACUUAAAAAUCAAAUGAGUAUUACACUAUAAUGUUGACUAAUCAAUAUUUUAAAGACUUACCAAAUUGGUGUAUAAGAUCUUUUAGAUAUAUAAUUGAUAAUUGGGUUAAAGAUCAUAUGAUGAUGAGUGAUUAUGCUUAAUAAAUUGAAGAUUUGAAUUAAGCAAAUUAACUUUUAAUGAGUUCAAGACCAAGUCCAAUAAAGAAAUCAGCAAGAUCAAGUACUCCUAAUGAUGAUUUGAAAAGAUAAUUAAAUGAAUAUAAACGAAAACUUCAAGUUUCUUAGAAUACUUGUAGAACAACUAGUUUAGAAUUAGAUUAUUAUAAAAACUUUUAUAAUGAAUAGAUAAAUAAAUAAUAAAAAGAUAAGUCAAUAGGAUUGAAAUCUUAAUUAUAACAUUCAAAUUCAAAUUAUAUUGUACGGAAUUAUUAUCCAAAAGAUGUAAAAAAUGAAUAAGAGACUUAAACUUUAUCACGUACUAAAUCAAUAGGUCCAAUAAGUACAAGUGCAAGAGUAAGAAGUUCAUAUUCAAUGGCUGAUUAUAUAAAUUCAUCUUAAGAUCUUGGUGGUUAUGAGUAAAUAUUUAUUAUUAUACAAUUUUAGAUUAAUAAAGACUUUUUAAGGACAUGAUUAACCAAUUUUAUCUUUAUGUAAUAAAGACAACUUAUUAUUCUCUGGAUAAUAUAAAUAAGUUAAGGUUUGGGAUAUUGAAACAUCAUAAUUAUUAAGUUCAAUAGAGUAGAGUAGUCAUUGUAGAGCUAUUUAUUAUUGGGCUGAGAGAGAUUCAAUAGCAAUAUCUCAUGGAUCUUAAAUCACUUUGUAUGAUCCUUAAACUUUUACUUCUAAAGGAAUGUUAAAGUCAACCAUAGAGGAAGUAAAAGCCAUGACAACAAUAAAUGGAUUAUUUGUAGCAGUAGGAAAAUCAAUAAAUUCUAGUGCUUUGAAUAUUUGGGAUCAUAGAUAGAAUAAGUAUAAUAUAAUUUUUUAUUAGUGUUUUAUAUGAAUUUGAAAAAGGUUCAGAUAUUCUAAGUACUUAUGGGUCUAAUGAGAAUAGAGAAUUAAUUUAUGGAACAUUAAAACAUUAUACUAAAAGAAUUCCUUUCAGUAAAAAUAAAUAUGGAUAGAUUUAAUAAUUAUAACCUCCUUAAUUAGAUAAAGUUACUGGUGUGGCAUCUUUUAAUAAUUAUAUUGUUAGUUGGUACUAUUAUUAUUAUAUAAAAAUAUUAGUUCUUUAAGUAAGAGAAUGUUGUUAUGGAAUUAAUAAACUGGUUUGGAGAUGUAAACAAAUGAUAGUAUCCAUAAAGAUUUGAUAAUGACAUUAGCAAGUAAAUAAUCAAUCUUAUAUUUAUAGUUGAUAAAUCAUUAAAAUUAAUAUACACUGGUUCAAAGGAUGGAUAAAUUAAAGCAAUUAAAAUAAAUGAGGAUGGAAAAUUUCAACUUGUAAAUGAAAUUAAUGCUUCUACAUAACCAGUGAAUGUUUUGAAUGUGAUCUAAACCAAUAAUUAUGUUGUAAGUGGUGGUUAAGAUAAAUUAAUCAAAAUAUGGAAACCUUCUAAAUAUUUAUUAUAGUAAUAAAAUCUUAUAGGAGAAUUUAAUAUAGAUGAUAAAAUGUGA
Paramecium pentaurelia is the source of this 4345-nucleotide messenger RNA. NCBI's taxonomy places the organism in Eukaryota, Ciliophora, Oligohymenophorea, Peniculida, Parameciidae. The record is from the annotation of a GenBank genome assembly.